AUGAAGCUGCUGUCUUUAUUCCUUCUGGCCUAUAUUGCAUAUACUGCCGCUAAAGUUGUUCCUGCUUCAACCAGCAAUCACCUGAGCAUUGACCAGCAUGGCAAAAGGGUUUAUGGGGAUGUGGCCGAGGAUAAGUGCGACUACUAUUGUCCCGAAAAGGAUCCUACUGUGUGUGCCAGCAAUGGACAAUGCCUCCUGAAGUUUGAGAGCCGCUGUGCCAUGACAGCCUACAACUGCCGCAAUCCCCAGAAAAUGUUUAAGCUCGUGGAGGACCAUCGUUGCGCGCAGGACUGGCAGCCUCUCUGCAUGGAGUCGGACCUGAGGGAGUUCGGCUUGUGA
Drosophila teissieri is the source of this 339-nucleotide messenger RNA. RefSeq lists its product as uncharacterized. The record is from RefSeq and is a predicted model, not a curated record. The transcript is spliced from 2 exons. Bases 1 to 339 code for a protein of 112 amino acids. Lineage: Eukaryota; Metazoa; Arthropoda; Insecta; Diptera; Drosophilidae.